AUGGUUGCUACUGGCGACAAAGCAGCGAGUCUUCUGCUGUCUCUCCAGGGCUCGCCCAGUCCCGUCUCAGGGAGGGUCUGCGACGGCAGCUGCCGGAUCCCAGGCCAGGCCCAGACGCAGUAUGGCGUUGGAAAGACGGUCGCGAGGGCAGCCCGGCGGCAGAUGGGACUGCCGGCCAGGGAUUCAAGGCGCAGAGCAGCCGCGCCGUCGCUCAGCGUCGCAACGGUCUUCGGAAAAUGA
Messenger RNA from Gaeumannomyces tritici R3-111a-1, 240 nucleotides. RefSeq lists its product as hypothetical. The transcript has a single exon. The record is from RefSeq and is a predicted model, not a curated record. Lineage: Eukaryota; Fungi; Ascomycota; Sordariomycetes; Magnaporthales; Magnaporthaceae. The coding region runs from base 1 to 240 and encodes 79 amino acids.